AUGGCUCAGAUCGAGCAAUCCCCAGGAGUCUCCAUGCAUGGAGUGACAGGCAGAGAGCAAUCCUUUGCCUUUUCCGUUGCUUCACCAGUUGUACCAACUGACACCUCUGCAAAAUUUGCUUUGCCUGUUGAUUCCGAGCACAAGGCCAAGGUAUUCAAGAUUUUCUCCUUUGCCAAUCCUCACAUGAGAACCUUCCACCUUUCUUGGAUUUCCUUCUUCGCCUGUUUCGUCUCCACCUUUGCCGCGGCUCCCCUUGUUCCCAUCAUCCGCGACAACCUCAACCUAACCAAACGAGACAUUGGAAAUGCCGGAGUUGCUUCUGUCUCAGGAAGCAUCUUCUCCAGGCUUGUAAUGGGUGCAGUUUGUGACCUUUUAGGCCCACGAUAUGGGUGCGCAUUUCUCAUAAUGCUUUCUGCUCCCACAGUUUUCUGCAUGUCAUUUGUUUCAGAUGCUUCAGGCUACAUAGCUGUCCGGUUCAUGAUUGGAUUUUCUCUUGCCACAUUUGUGUCGUGCCAAUACUGGAUGAGCACAAUGUUUAACAGCAAGAUUAUCGGGCUUGUGAAUGGCACCGCCGCCGGGUGGGGCAACAUGGGCGGAGGAGCCACUCAACUCAUCAUGCCUUUGCUCUAUGAGCUGAUUCGACGUGUAGGCGCCACUCCCUUCACUGCCUGGAGGAUAGCCUUCUUUAUUCCUGGUGCGCUUCAUGUCAUCAUGGGAAUCUUGGUCUUAACUCUAGGCCAAGACCUGCCUGAUGGAAACCUCGGUGCCUUACAAAAGAAAGGUGAAGUUGCCAAAGAUGAUUUCUCCAAGGUGCUUCUGCAUGCUGUCACAAACUAUAGAACAUGGAUCUUUGUCCUCCUCUAUGGCUACUCCAUGGGUGUUGAAUUGAGCAUAGAUAAUGUCAUCGCUGAAUAUUUCUAUGAUAGGUUUGAUCUUAAGCUUCACACUGCCGGAAUCAUUGCUGCCGCCUUUGGUAUGGCAAACAUUCUUGCUCGUCCCUUUGGCGGUUAUACCUCCGACUUAGCAGCUCGAUAUUUCGGCAUGAGGGGCAGGCUAUGGAACCUUUGGAUCCUUCAAACACUUGGUGGGGUGUUCUGUAUCUGGCUCGGCCGUGCAAAUUCACUCAGCGUUGCCAUCUUGGCAAUGAUCCUCUUCUCCGUUGGAGCUCAAGCUGCCUGCGGAGCAACUUUUGGUAUCAUACCCUUCAUUUCUCGCCGAUCGUUGGGUAUUAUAUCGGGCUUGACCGGCGCUGGUGGGAACUUCGGAUCCGGGUUGACCCAAUUAGUGUUCUUCGCAAGCUCAGGAUUCUCCACUGCAACGGGACUCUCUCUGAUGGGGGUGAUGAUUGUGUGUUGUACUCUUCCGGUGACGUUGGUUCACUUCCCACAGUGGGGAAGCAUGUUCCUUCCACCUUCCAAAGACAUCGUGAAAUCCACCGAAGAAUUCUAUUACGUGUCGGAGUGGAGCGAGGAGGAGAAGCAGAAGGGCUUGCACCAGCAAAGCCUCAAAUUUGCAGAGAACAGCCGGUCAGAGCGUGGCAGGCGCGUGGCAUCAGCCCCAACGCCGCCAGAUUCAACACCAGCCCAUGUUUAGCGGGCAGCUAGAGACCAAUAAUGAGAGCGAAAAAGGCUGUUUCUAUAACAGUCUUGUCUAAAUCUCUCUUGCCUGUUAUUUGUCAAAUAUUGUUGUCUUGUUUUUACUUUUCAAGGAAAUAGCCAUGCAGAUGAA
Molecule: messenger RNA, 1728 nt
Organism: Corylus avellana
Lineage: Eukaryota; Viridiplantae; Streptophyta; Magnoliopsida; Fagales; Betulaceae
Product: high-affinity nitrate transporter 2.1
Biological process (GO): transmembrane transport
Molecular function (GO): nitrate transmembrane transporter activity
Source: RefSeq, a predicted model, not a curated record